AUGAGGGGUACUAGCACUGUGAGGGGUACUAGCACUGUGAAGGGUACUAGCACUGUGAGGGGUACUAGCACUGUGAAGGGUACUAGCACUAUGAGGGGUACUAGCACUGUGAAGGGUACUAGCACUGUGAAGGGUACUAGCACUGUGAAGGGUACUAGCACUGUGAGGGGUACUAGCACUGUGAGGGGUACUAGCACUGUGAAGGGUACUAGCACUGUGAAGGGUACUAGCACUGUGAGGGGUACUAGCACUGUGAGGGGUACUAGCACUGUGAGGGGUACUAGCACUGUGAGGGGUACUAGCACUGUGAAGGGUACUAGCACUGUGAAGGGUACUAGCACUGUGAAGGAUACUAGCACUGUGAAAGGUACUAGCACUGUGAAGGGUACUAGCACUGUGAAGGGCACUAGCACUGUGAAGGGUACUAGCACUGUGAAGGGUACUAGCACUGUGAAAGGUACUAGCACUGUGAAGGGUACUAGCACUGUGAAGGGUACUAGCACUGUGAAGGGUACUAGCACUGUGAAGGGUACUAGCACUGUGAAGGGUACUAGCACUGUGAGGGGUACUAGCACUGUGAGGGGUACUAGCACUGUGAGGGGUACUAGCACUGUGAAGGGUACUAGCACUGUGAAGGGCACUAGCACUGUGAAGGGUACUAGCACUGUGAAGGGUACUAGCACUGUGAAGGGCACUAGCACUGUGAAGGGCACUAGCACUGUGAAGGGCACUCUCAUUAUAAAUCACCAGAGACCUCAUUAUAUAUUAAAAAUCUAA
This is a messenger RNA of Procambarus clarkii (red swamp crayfish), 777 nucleotides long. RefSeq names its product putative per-hexamer repeat protein 5. The record is from RefSeq and is a predicted model, not a curated record. Lineage: Eukaryota; Metazoa; Arthropoda; Malacostraca; Decapoda; Cambaridae.